This is a messenger RNA of Cylicocyclus nassatus, 1483 nucleotides long. The record is from the annotation of a GenBank genome assembly. NCBI's taxonomy places the organism in Eukaryota, Metazoa, Nematoda, Chromadorea, Rhabditida, Strongylidae.
GCCACUUUUAGGACUCUGCAUUCAUCAAACAUGACUGUAAAAGCUGCCAUAGUGUUUGCGGUGGCGUUGAUACCAUCAAUUGCGCCAGCUUUCUGUCCUGAUGGUAAGCUGGAAGAAAGUGAUAUCGAAGCUGCGCUUGCAAAAAUCAACGAGAAACGAUCGAUUGUUGUAAAAGGGAAUGCAGACCCCCUGCCAGCGGGGAAGAACAUGAAUAAAAUAGAUUGGAGUUGCACCUUAGAGGAAGAAGCUUCCGCUUUUCUUAGUAACUGCAACGGAUUCCCAGCGGAUAAGGCAUAUAUGUAUUGGGCUGAGGAUGAUAAUACAGUUGACGAAGUCAUUGACCAAUGGUAUAAACAAGGGCUUGCCGCUGAUAAUCUUGAAUCACUCAUUGAUUCCGAAAAGUCAAAGGUUGCAUACAACAGCGAUUCAUAUUCAGCCACCGAAUUCGCUAAUCUCAUUCGAGCUUCAACAACAGAAAUUGGCUGUGCACGAGCAUCUGGAGGAGAUUGCGAGGAUAUCUAUGUGCUCUGCUUUACAAAUCAACCACAACUAGAGAACGGAGAUACCAUAUACGAGGUCGGAGAUGGAGCAUGUAGUGAUGGGAGCUGUGAUUCUGGUAGUUGCAACACUGGCACUGGACUAUGUGAAAUUGCCGCCGAGACCACGACAACAGCAGCAAAAGAAACUGCUACCACCAAGCCAGCCAGCUAUCCUGGAGAGCUACCCAGCGGAACCAAUACACAGUGCUCGAGCAACGUCGGAAUGACCGAUGAACUCAGAAUGCAAUUCCUGGACACGCAGAACUACAGAAGAAGCAUUCUCGCAAAAGGCCAAGUCCCAAGACCAAGCGGAAACUAUCUACCAACUGGAGCAAAUAUCAUAAAACUGAACUUCAGCUGUGCUCUGGAAAAGGAAGCUAUUCAAGAAGUACGACAAUGUCCUACAUCUAAGACAACCAAUGGUACGUAUGGUAAAAACUUCGACACUUUCGCAUCGACUACACUUACAUCAACUUACAGAGAUGCAGUAAAAAAGGCUGUGACAAAUUGGUGGAAAGUGGUCCGUAAGGAGAGCAAUGGUCCAGGAAUGCAAGUGACAUUCCGUAGUAAUCAUGUUAAUCAACCUGUAGAAACGUAUACCCAGAUUGCUUGGGCCAACACCAAAUACAUUGGAUGUGCAAUCGCCAAAUGCUCAUCUUCCUACACGGUCAUAUGUCUUUAUGAUCCAAAAGGUAACAUCGUGGACCAAGUGCUUUACAUGAAAGGAAGUCCUUGUGCGGCUUGUCCUACUGGUACGACAUGCGACAGCGCUAUUGGACUCUGUGUGCCGAGAUCAUAAUUCUUAACAACUAUGACUGCUUAUUCUGCCUUUUCUUUAGAUUUUUCCUACUAUAUGGGGGCACUUCAUCUGUCAUAGUCGCUUUAGACAUUGUCUUUUACUCUUGCUAGUAAACUCUUUGUGGAGCGCUUCUUAUGCAUCUAUA